Molecule: messenger RNA, 2331 nt
Organism: Emys orbicularis (European pond turtle)
Lineage: Eukaryota; Metazoa; Chordata; Testudines; Emydidae
Product: zinc finger protein 271-like
Exons: 5
Coding region: 1-2331 (776 amino acids)
Biological process (GO): regulation of DNA-templated transcription
Source: RefSeq, a predicted model, not a curated record
AUGCAGGAGAACUAUGAGACGGUGACCUCGCUGGGAUUCCCCAUUCCCAAACCUGACCUGAUCGCCCGACUGGAACGAGGGGAAGAGCCGUGGGUCCCGGCUCUCCAGGACUCCAAGGAAAGGGAGAGCCCGAGAGGCACCAGCACAGGUGAUAGGACAGUGAGUGAGAACAAGGAGGAGAAUCAGCAGGAGGAAGGUCCUGAGAAAGUGGAACUGCAGGAGACAUUUUUGAGAAGAGCUGAAGGGAAUUUUUCCCAGGGCUUGGAACACGGAAAUGCCUGGGGAGAUCGACACAGAUCAGAGAUGCAGCUGGGAAACUUUCCCGGGAAGAAACUGGAUGAAUCCGUUCAACGUGGCAGAGGAUGCAAGGAUCCCAAGGAAACCACAGUCCAGCAGACAAGUCACAAUGAAGAGAAACCCUACGAAUGCCUUGACUGUGGAAAAAGAUUCCGUUUUAGUGCAAAACUUAGUACACAUCAGAGAACCCACACAGGAGAGAAGCCCUAUAAAUGCUUGGACUGUGGGAAAAGCUUCAGUAAGAAGCCAAGUCUUAUUAUACACCAGAGACCCAAUACAUGCCUUGACUAUGGAAAAAGUUUUAGCAAAAGUUCAUCCCUUAUUAAAAAUGUGAUAAUCCACACAGGAGAAAGACCCUAUAAAUGCCUUGAGUGUGGGAAAAGUUUCCGUUUGAAAUCAACUCUUAAUAUGCAUCAGAAAACCCACAUGGGAGAGAAACCCCAUAAAUGCUUGGACUGUGGGAAAGCUUUCAGUCAGAACUCAUAUCUUAUUGAACAUAGGAGAAUCCACACAGGAGAGAGACCAUAUAAAUGCCUUGAGUGUGGGAAAAAUUUCAUUUGUCGUUCACACCUUGCUAAACAUAGGAGAAUCCACACGGGUGCCAAACCCUAUAAAUGCCUCGACUGUGGGAAAAGUUUCAUUGACAGUACAAAACUUAUUAGACAUCAGAAAACCCACACAGGAGAGAAACCGCAUAAAUGCUUGGACUGUGGGAAAACUUUCGGUCAGCGCUCACAGCUUACUAAACAUAGGAGAAUCCACACAGGAGAGAGACCGUACAAAUGCUUUGGGUGUGGGAAAAAUUUCAUUAGCCGCUCACACCUUAUUAAGCAUCAGAGAAUCCACACAGGUGCCAAACCCUAUAAAUGCCUCGACUGUGGGAAAAGUUUUGUUGACAGAACAAAACUUACUAGACAUCAGGCAAUCCACACAGGAGAGAGACCUCAUAAAUGCUUGGACUGUGGGAAAAGCUUCAGUAAGAAGUCAAACUUUAUUAGGCACCGGAGACUGCACACAGGAGAAAAACCCUAUAAAUGCCUUGAGUGUGGGAAAAGUUUUAGUCAAACUUCAAACCUUAUUGCACAUCAGAGGACCCACACAGGAGAGAGACCCUAUAAAUGCCUUGAGUGUGGGAAAAGUUUCAGUUUGAAAUCAACUCUUAAUACACAUCAGAAAACCCACACAGGAGAGAAAACCCAUAAAUGCCUUGACUGUGGGAAAACUUUCAGUCAGAGCUCACAGCUUACUAAACAUGGGAGAAUCCACACAGGAGAGAGACCGUAUAAAUGCCUUGACUGUGGGAAAGAUUUCAAGGAAAGUUCAUCCCUUACUAAACAUAGGAGAAUCCACACAGGAGAAACACCCUACAAAUGCCCUGAGUGUGGGAAAAGUUUUAGUCAGAGCUCACACCUUAUUGCACAUCAGAGAAUCCACACGGGAUUACGACCCCAUAAAUGCCCUGAGUGUGGGAAAAGUUUCAUUUGCCGUUCAAACCUUAUUAAGCAUCAGAGGAUCCACACUGGUGACAAAUCCUAUAAAUGCCUCGAUUGUGGGAAAAGUUUCCUUGACAGAACAAAACUUAUUACACAUCAGGCAACCCAUACCGGAGAAAGACCCCAUAAAUGCUUGGACUGUGGGAAAAACUUCCUUCAGAAGUCACAACUUAUUAGACACCAGAGAGUGCAUACAGGAGAGAGACCCUUUAAAUGCUUUGACUGUGGGAAAACUUUCAGGCAGCACUCACACCUUAUUACUCAUCAGAGAAUCCACACAGGCGACAAACCCUAUAAAUGCCUUGACUGUGGGAAAAGUUUUGUUUACAGAACAAAACUUACUAAUCAUCAGAAAACCCACACGGGAGAGAAACCCCAUAAAUGCUUGGACUGUGGGAAAACUUUCAGUCAGCGCUCAUACCUUACUCGACAUGGGAGAAUCCACAUGAGGGAGAAACCUUAUAAAUGCCUUGAGUGUGGGAAAAGCUUCAGUAAGAGCUCGGAGCUCACCAAACAUCAGAAAAUCCACAAAGGAGAGUGA